Molecule: messenger RNA, 899 nt
Organism: Daphnia magna
Lineage: Eukaryota; Metazoa; Arthropoda; Branchiopoda; Diplostraca; Daphniidae
Gene: Yeti
Product: craniofacial development protein 1
Exons: 4
Coding region: 129-836 (235 amino acids)
Source: RefSeq, a predicted model, not a curated record
ACAACUAAAAUUUCAUUCUUGUGGUUGACGACUUGACGAAUCAAGGAUUCAAGGUACGGGGAAAAGAACAUUGAGCGUUUAUUGCCUAAGCUGCUUCUUAAAUUAACGAUAGCACAAGUGUCUUCGACAUGUUAAAUGAAGAACACUAUUCUUCUGAUUCCAGUGACGAGGACUACAUUCCAACUGGUGCUGAGAGUGAUGUUGAAGAAUUAACAGAUGAACCUGAGCAUAGUUCCAGUAGUGAUGGGGAUCAAGUGGCAGACCAAGGAUCUGCUGCAAAGAAAAAAAAAAAUUCUUCAAGAAAUAAAUUUAAAACCAAGAUAAGAGAUUCUGCCGUGCAAGAUAAACAAGACAGAGUAAAAACUACUUAUGCUGCUGAAGAUAACAAAGAAAGAUUGGAUAGUCUUUGGGCUUCUUUUAAGGAUGUGUCUGAAUUAAAAGAAGCAAAGGAAAUAGUGACACCUGCUAUUUCAUCACCUGCAACCUCUAAAAUCUAUGAAUUUGCUGGAGAAAAAAUUGAAAUUCCAGAGAAUGAUCAGAAGAUUGCAUCCCUAAGUUCACAGCAAAUUAAAGGAAAAAGGCCUGCUUUGAGAGCAGGUGGUCUUUCUAGCUUGACCAGUCAGUUAUCCAAUAAAAAAUCUAAGCUCAGCACCUUGGAGAAAUCUAAACUUGAUUGGGACCAAUUCAAGAAUGAUGAAGGAAUUGCAGAAGAUCUGAAAUCAUUCAAUCAAGGAAAAAAAGGAUUUCUGGAAAGGCAAGCUUUUCUGGAACGAGCUGACGUCAAACAGUUUGAGAUCGAAAAAAGUUUACGUGCUGGGCGAAAAUCCAAUUCAUAACAACCAUUGUCUCUACCAUGUCUUGCAGAUUCCCAACGAUUCAAAUACAAUUCAUUAAUCAAA